CUCGUUUUGGGUUUCACGCCUAAUUAGAUACUAGAAUACGUCAAUGGAGUAAGGCGAUAUAUAAGUCUCUCUUAAACACAACUAGAUGGAGCUAGGAAGUCAAUAUUAAAGGAGAAAAUUAACAUCAACUACGAAAUCAAUUUUCUAUAUCAAUACUUUCAAUAGCUCAAGAAUUUGUGACUAUUGAGCUAUGAUUCUAUGAAUUCUAGAGCUAUGUUCUUAUCAUUAAGACCCUGUUCACUUCCAUUUUCGUUUCCUGUUUUCAUGUGAUAAAUUUGGCAACUGAAAUGAGAAAACUUGUUUACUUUUCAUUCUGUUUUCUAUUCGUUUCCAACUAUGAAAACAGAAAGUGGCAACUUCCUGCUGUUUUCGGAAAUGACAAAAUGUUGUUUUCACCUAUUUUCAACAUCUGUUUUCUCAAAAACAGGAAACAGAAAUGAAAGUAAACAGGGUUAUUAAUCAUUUUAACUGAAGUGAUGAAGUGUUGUAAAUUAUUAUUUCAUUCAUCAUGUAGUGUGAAUAGUUUUUUUUCCCGAACGCCUAGGCACGCUUAAUCUACACCUAGGCGAGCUAGGCGCUAGGCAAAAACUCAACGCCCGUAUUAUGUUUAGCGCCUUUUUGAACCUUAUUGAGGAGACUACCUUAACAUAGAGAUGAAUAUAACCCUAAUUGUUCUUUCUUUCUUGUAAAAACCAAGGUGAUUUCGGGAAAGUCAUUCAAUUCAAUGACAGAUCGACCGUUGGAUUGCUUCCAUUAUUGAACGCCUAAUAAGCACUUUGUGAGCAUCUUAACCGUUGCUGACCGAUCGAUCUAUUGGCCUUUGAGCAUCCAGAAAUUUCUGGUCCAUGGACCCACACCUCGUGAAUGAUAUGAUAUGCACCACUCAUCCACAUUGCGUUGCCUCUACGGCUCUACGCACGCGUUGAGAAAGCGUCCUCCAAAAUAGCCGUAUCCCGUAAGGUUCCCUCAUCCAAUCACAGCCGUCCGCUUACUCCGUUACCCCCAUCUUCCACCGUCAACGCGUGAACAAGAAAGGGUAAUAUAGUAAUCCGUCAAAUCCAACCGAGUCCAUUCGAGAAGCGGUUUACAGGCUGAACCGGUUUAUCCCGACCGACAGCGACUCUCGCUAUCUCCCACUAUAUAAACCAUCCCCCGCCCUUCCUGCUUCUUCAUAUUCGCAUCCUUCCGAGUUCAGGACAAACAAGCUUCCUUCCAACGCACGCAGUUCUCCGCCAGGUGAGUCGGUCUUCCCCAACUCGCUCGCUUUCUCUUUUCCACCAAUAAUAUAUUUCCUUCCUUCGCUCUGCUUGUUUAAUAUUAGCGAUCAAUCUUCAGUCCUUGUCAUCUUUGAUCAUCUCGUUCCUUGGUCGAUUUGGAGCUUUGAAUUGUGUGUUCAAAUGAUCGUAUAUGCUUAAACUACUAGAUUUGUCAUGUUUUCGUUUCUCUCCGAUUGUUAGCUGCUUUCAUCGUAUAAAGAAAUUGUUAGAGAAUUGUUAGAUCCUCCUAUGCUGAUCAGUAUGUUGGUUCCUUUUCCUCUGCGAAUUUGUUUUGCUGAUAAUCUGUUCGAUGAAAAGCCGCUCCCAUUGAAUUUCAUGGGCACGUUUCUCCUGCUGCUAACGAACCUUAUUUCUAUGAUUUGUUCCGCAGAGGAAACAAGUUCUAAAACAAGCAAAGUACAUGGUUGAACUAGACUUCCAGAUCCCCUCUGCUAUCGACCCCUUUGCCGAGGCCAAAGACUCGUCGGGAACGAAAGCGAAGGUGCACAUCAGGGUGCAGCAGAGGAAUGGGAAGAAGUGCCUGACCACGGUCCAGGGGCUGCCGAAAGACUUCAGCUACGAGAGGAUACUCAAGGACGUGAAGAAGGAUUUCUGCUGCAACGGCAACGUAGUGAAUGACAAGGAGCUGGGGAAGGUUAUUCAGCUCCAGGGCGACCAGCGCAAGAACGUCCAGGCCUUCCUGGUCCGUUCCAAUCUCGCCACCAAGGACCAGAUCCAGAUUCAUGGUUUCUAGGCCACUCUAGCCGCUCAGUCUGUGUGCUUUGAUUGAAUGUUGCCCGCCCUAUAAUAGUGGUUUGUGAUAGUUGUUGAAUAACAGCCUUGUGCUCGAUUGUGUUGCUCGUUCCGCUUUUUGGUUUGUUUUGUUUUGUUUUCCCCGAUGGGGUUGAUGACAUUCGAAUGUAACGUUUCUCAAGAUCCGUUAAUAAUGGUUCAACUGGUUGUCUCCGGAUUUAUGAUU
Linum trigynum is the source of this 2235-nucleotide messenger RNA. NCBI's taxonomy places the organism in Eukaryota, Viridiplantae, Streptophyta, Magnoliopsida, Malpighiales, Linaceae. The record is from the annotation of a GenBank genome assembly.